AUGGCCGCCCUCUCGCCCGAUCCUGGGUCCUACAUCCAGUCCAUCCUCGACACCGACCUCUACAAGCUCAGGCAGUACGCCAUCCUCGAGCUGUACCCGGACGUCGACGUCAAGUACCGCUUCACCAACCGCGGCGGGACCCGCUUCACGCGCGACAUGCACGCCGCCGUCUCCAAGGCCAUCCAGCACCUCGAGACGCUGUCGCUCACGCCCGCCGAGCGCGCCUUCCUCGAGCGCCGGUGCCCCUACUUCCCGCCCUCGUACCUCGACUACCUCUCGUCGUUCCGCUUCCGCCCUUCGUCCCAGGUCCGCCUCACGUUCGUCCCCCUCGAGUCCGAGUCCGACCCCGAGGGCGAGUGGGGCUCGUUCGAGCUCGAGGUCGAGGGCACCUGGCUCGAGACGAUCCUGUACGAGGUGCCGCUCAUGAGCAUCAUCUCCGAGGCCUACUUUACCCACGUCGACACCCACUGGGACUAUGUCUACCCCGACGGCUCGCUCGGCAUCGCCCUCACCGACACGUUCACGACCAAGCCCUUCUUCGACGACUUUGUCGCCAACCCGGAGCGCGCGCGGCGGUGGAAGGGCCUCCGGCAGGACUCGGGCGACCCGCUCAAGUUUAUCCCGGUCGCAAAGGAGGCGUUCGAGAGGGUUGGGGCCGACCCGGCAAAGAAGGUCGUCGUCUUCUCCGACUCGCUCGACGUCGAGCGGUGCAUCAAGCUCAAGAAGGCGGCCGACGCGGCUGGGAUCGGCUCCUCGUUUGGCGUCGGGACCCACCUCACGAACGACUUCCGCCGCGUCGACGAGCCUGUCUUGCAGGACGAGCCGGGCGCAGGGCCCGUGCGCACCGAGGGCGAGAGCUCCAAGGCGCUCAACAUGGUCAUCAAGCUCUACUCGAUCGCGGGCCAGCCAUGCGUCAAGAUCUCGGACGAGCUCACCAAGAACACGGGCGACCCCGAGGCGGUCGCGCUCGUCAAGCAGCGGUUCGGGCUCGAGGCGCACGGCGGCGAGCCGACCGAUAGUCGGUGGGGCCCGACCGUCUGACCUCUCCCUCGC
Molecule: messenger RNA, 1053 nt
Organism: Rhodotorula graminis WP1
Lineage: Eukaryota; Fungi; Basidiomycota; Microbotryomycetes; Sporidiobolales; Sporidiobolaceae
Exons: 9
Coding region: 1-1041 (346 amino acids)
Biological process (GO): NAD+ biosynthetic process
Molecular function (GO): nicotinate phosphoribosyltransferase activity
Source: RefSeq, a predicted model, not a curated record